CUUGUGGUAGGUGGGGCUGUGGUAGGGGUGUACUGUCAAAACUUGCUUUCCUGGUCCUCUAGUUGGCUGAGAUUGCUUUUGUUUUAAAGCUUCCAGCUUACUGAAAUACCAGUCUGCUCCUCCAGCCACUUUUAUUCCCAACAAACCUUUAAUACUUUCAGAAGAUGUCCAUCACGGUGUAUUACAGCAGUGUGAGUGGCUCGAGAGAGUUGAAGCAACGUCAGUCUGAGAUUCUGCAGUUCCUGGAUGCCAAGAAGAUCAAGUACUCUGCUCUGGACAUCGCAGGAAGCGGUGACUUGAAGGAGGAGAUGAGGAAGAAAGUGGGAAACCCCUCAGCGAUGCCCCCUCAGGUCUUUAAUGGAGACAAAUACUGUGGGGACUAUCAGAAGUUUUCUGAUGCGAUGGAGGAUGGGAACCCAGAGGCAUUCUUCAAACUCUAAACAAAUACUUGCACACUAAACUAAAACCAUACAUUUU
Messenger RNA from Cyprinus carpio (common carp), 477 nucleotides. RefSeq names its product SH3 domain-binding glutamic acid-rich-like protein 3. The record is from RefSeq and is a predicted model, not a curated record. Gene Ontology annotation, cellular component: cytoplasm. Lineage: Eukaryota; Metazoa; Chordata; Actinopteri; Cypriniformes; Cyprinidae.